AUGUCCAUCCCCUGGGCAGACCAGCCCUACCCUCUCCUCUCGACAGAGUUACCAAACGGUUAUGAAAACGCAUCCGACGGCUCCAUCGCCGUCUUCACGGCCAUGACCCUCGCCCACAACAUGAUAAUCCGCCACCUAAACGCCAUCUACCUGCAAGCGACAGGUGUCACUGAGGCCGUCGACACGCGCGACUUCCUCUUCUUCUGCAAGACCUGGCUCACCGAGCUGCACGGUCACCACGACGGCGAGGAAUCGAUUCUCUUUCCCAUGCUCGACAAAUACACUGGAGUCGCCAGCGGCGCAAUGGGCGAGGCGGAAGAGCAGCACGGCACAUUCAGGGAUGGGGUUGAUGAGAUGGCUGCGUAUGUUGAGCGGAUUUCCAUGGCGACGAAUCUUAGCGAAUAUAGCGGGCGCGAGCUGCGGCGGAUCAUUCGCGGGUUUGCGCCGCCGCUGAUGCGGCAUUUGAGAGAGGAGCCGGGGCAGCUUCUCGCGAUCGGCGAGCGAGUUGGAGGCACGGGGCUGAAGAAGGUGUGGGACGAGUUUGAGGCGAGGUUGAUUCGUGAGGGGAUGGCUAAGUGGGAUAAGCACGUGAUGCUCCCGGUAGUCCUGGGCACAAACGAUCACGACUUCAACGGCGGCGCGCACACCAAUUUCCCGCCGUUCCCGUUCUUCCUCCCCUUUCUGAUCCGCGUUUACUUUGCGAAGCGGCAUGCUGGUGCGUGGAGGUUCUUUCCGUGCUGGAAUAGUCGGAGGAGGGAGUUGGCGUUUGUGGGUGAGGGGUGGGAGGAUGCGUUAGAGGGAGAGGGUGAGGGAUAGGUGGAGGUUGAGGGAAGAUGAGGA
Messenger RNA from Aspergillus calidoustus, 840 nucleotides. NCBI's taxonomy places the organism in Eukaryota, Fungi, Ascomycota, Eurotiomycetes, Eurotiales, Aspergillaceae. The record is from the annotation of a GenBank genome assembly.